GCCUCAUUGACAUGUAAACGAGGAGCCCCUAUAAAGGCUGUGCCGCCUCCUGAGGGCACAGAUACGGCAGGAUGGGCCCUGAGCCCGAGACCCAGGGCAGCUCUGGCGGUCCCGCCAGCAGAUUCCGCAAGAUUUCCAAGCCACUGAUGGAGAAGAAGCGACGGGCACGCAUCAAUGUGUCGCUGGAGCAGCUCAAGUCGUUGCUGGAGAAACACUAUUCGCACCAGAUCCGGAAACGCAAGUUAGAGAAGGCAGACAUACUGGAGCUGAGCGUCAAGUACAUGAAAAGCCUUCAGAACUCCAUGCAAGGGCUCUGGCCGGUCACCAGCAGAACCGAGUACCCGUCGGGCUUCCGCGGCAGUCUGCCGGGCGUUAACCAGCUUCUGCGGCUCGGAGAGGAGAAUGGCAGCGGCCUGCGCUGCCCCCUGCUGCACGAAUGCGAGGUUGGCAGCACCAUGGACAGCGUCAGCCCCGGCCCGGAGGAGCCCGCGCGGCGCGGCCCCUGCGCCCCAGUCGUUUGGGCCUCUGAUCCGGCCGCCGGCGAAUCGCGAUCCUCGCCACCCCGGCUCCUCCUCCCCAGAGGUCUCCCCGGCUCGUCCAUUAGCGUCCCGGCACCGCAGGUGGCGUCUCGCCAGAGCGCCGAGAGCCCCGGGCCGGCGCAGCGCCUGUGGCGACCCUGGUGAGGCCCAGGCAGGGCUUCGGACUCAAGGGGGCCCCCAUCUGGUCGGCGGGAGCAGAGACUGUUCUGAGCGCACCCGUGAUGACGGCCAGGACCCCAAAAGUCCGACCUGGUCCCGGGUUGGGUUGGACGGAAGGGUGCCGCGUGCCCGGGAAUGCGGGGAAAUACACGGAGCGACGGUGGACCCGGGUCUGCGAGUCUAGGCAUAAUCCACCCCCUGCCCCAACCCCACCUACUCAUGCUAGAGCCACUCUCUCCUCCCACCUCUAAAGGGUCUGGGAGGGGGUGUCCCGAGCUGCGCCCCCUUUCCCAGGGCCCCGUCCCUUGCCCCCGCCCCGCAGCCGCGCCACGGUGGGAAGGUCGCAGUCGGCAGCGGCGCAGAGCAGACCCCUCGCAGCGAGGAGAAUCGCUGCCCCGCCCCGGCCCAUUCAGCGGGUUGGGGACGCCCGGUUCCCACCGGCACAAAGCACACCGGGUCCCGCCCCGCGAGCGAGGGGCCCCCAGCCAACCCCCGCUAUGUACCCUCAGGUCUUCCAUGAAUCCCCACCCCCUCUGCACGCGGCGCGGCCACCCUGCGGGAGCUCGCUGCAACACCCUGGGCUCCAAGAGGUACCUCCGGGGGCUGCCCUUGCCCCUCCGCCCACUCUGAGCUCUGGCCCCACCCAGAGAGUUG
Molecule: messenger RNA, 1352 nt
Organism: Rhinolophus ferrumequinum (greater horseshoe bat)
Lineage: Eukaryota; Metazoa; Chordata; Mammalia; Chiroptera; Rhinolophidae
Gene: HES3
Product: hes family bHLH transcription factor 3
Exons: 4
Coding region: 72-683 (203 amino acids)
Biological process (GO): regulation of neurogenesis; anterior/posterior pattern specification; regulation of transcription by RNA polymerase II
Cellular component (GO): nucleus
Molecular function (GO): protein dimerization activity; DNA-binding transcription factor activity, RNA polymerase II-specific; RNA polymerase II cis-regulatory region sequence-specific DNA binding
Source: RefSeq, a predicted model, not a curated record